This is a messenger RNA of Talaromyces rugulosus, 567 nucleotides long. RefSeq lists its product as uncharacterized. NCBI's taxonomy places the organism in Eukaryota, Fungi, Ascomycota, Eurotiomycetes, Eurotiales, Trichocomaceae. Bases 1 to 567 code for a protein of 188 amino acids. The record is from RefSeq and is a predicted model, not a curated record. The transcript has 2 exons.
AUGGGGCCCCCGGAAUUACCGGUUCCACUGAACGCUUCGCUGUCCGAAGACGGGGACCCGGUCAAGCUUUUCCGGUGUUGGGUGCGGCAGUCCUGCGACGACUGCAUAUCGAUGAGCAAUGAUGUUGAUUGUAGCUGGUGUCCAUAUUCAUCUACCUGUGUUCCUAACCCAUCUGCCAAAUACCCUCUGCUUGCACCCAUCGACUACCCAAACAUCUGCCCCAUGGGCGCCAAAGAGCGCUGGGAGCUCCGGGCACGCGGUCUAGGAUGCAACGUCAGCACGCGCAACUUCUUGUCCGUGUCCGUCGCAGUUGUAUCAUCAUUUGCGUUGAUGGGUCUAUUGGCACUACUUCUAACCUGUUUAAAGGCGGCGGUCCGGUCGUGUUCUCAGGAGAGAAGUCGUCGAGAGAGGGGCUAUCUAGGAGUCGUCCUAUUCCGAGGCGGGGAUGGAAGAUCAGACGAUAAUGAAGAUCCCUAUGACAGACGACAAAGGCGAAGACAGAGACAUCGAGUUGGGGUGAUCGAUGAGAGAAGUUCUCUGCUGCGGCGAGAGUCGGAAGGUGUUUAG